Rhinocladiella mackenziei CBS 650.93 is the source of this 1395-nucleotide messenger RNA. RefSeq lists its product as uncharacterized. Bases 1 to 1395 code for a protein of 464 amino acids. Lineage: Eukaryota; Fungi; Ascomycota; Eurotiomycetes; Chaetothyriales; Herpotrichiellaceae. Gene Ontology annotation, molecular function: protein dimerization activity. The transcript has a single exon. The record is from RefSeq and is a predicted model, not a curated record.
AUGCCUUUCCCCACCGUCUACCGGCAAGAAGAGGGCUCUCAUGACUUUCAUAACCAGCACGGUUUCCAGCGUCAUCAUCCCCAGAUAGCCAUCGUCAAUCCUGACACGGUCGAUUACAGCGGGUGGCAUGAGAUGGACUUCACAACUUCCCUUCUCAACUCUCCGUUGACCAACUCUGCUCCUCACCACCAAAAAUACGCGUCCAACAUGGAGACCGGCGUCGAUUCGCUGGCCUAUCUACGAUCCUCCAAUCAUCGACAAAAUUCCACCGGUUCGACUGUCAAUCCCUCUUGUCAAUCUCGAUCUCAUCAGCAGUCUCCCGAGGCCAACGCCCUCUCAGGAGAUCUCUACACCACCGGACCUUUCUCUUACUCUCAGCUUCUCAACAUGGAUUCAGACAUCUCACCCAUGGAUCAGUCGAGUCUUUGUAGCUCACGCGCUGAUGGCGAUUCCAAUAUGCUCAACGACGACAACACUCUUCCGACUUCCUUAUCUGUAUCAGACUCACUCAACACCUCGCCGCCUGUUUCCACACUCGAUCCCAUCUCCAUCUCAUCCAAAACCGAUCCUUCAGAGAAACUCUGCCCUCUAAUUGCUGGACAAGUCGACACCUGUCAACCUCAACGGUGUGGCCCGGACGCUCCCUGCAUGAAUUUCACCACCCUUCCUCCCAUUGAAGAGUGCACAUCUGUUCCGUGCAUUACACAAUCCACCAAUCCCAAUGAGACCAUGAUCACCAGUGACAGCGUAUCGGUCUCCUUACACUCGCGACCCAGCAUCAGCGCCAGAACCAGCAGCGGAAACACCUCCUCCCAUUCCUCUCCCCUCCGUCGCUCUUCAGGCUCAUCAAAUGACAACCCGGUUCAGUCGGUACCUCUACCGCCACGACGCUCCGCCGCCGCCGCCGCCGCCGCCGCCGCGGCGCGACGCCGAACUCGAACAAGUACGACGACAACAUCAACGAACACCAUAGCUUCGGACGACGAGGAGGAACCGGCGACCGCGAAGCCCAUAGCGCCAUCCAAAGCCGACGCGAAACAAAGGGCCAAACAAGCCCAUUCCCUCGUCGAGCGCAAGUACCGCGAGAACCUCAACGCCAAGAUCGCCCAAUUGCACAACACUCUCCAGUCGUCACAUUAUGGACCCAAAAUCGGGGAUGACGCCGACAGCGAUGCCCCGGCUGCAGCCAACGCCAUCCCCACGGGCAAAGUACGCAAGAGCGACGUUCUCACCGAGGCCAUGAACUACGUCAACCAAACCGAGGUGGAAAUGCGACAUAUGGAAAAUGAAAUCCACCGCCUCAGUGAAAGAGUGAGGGUGCUUGAGAAACUUGUCCGCUGUGAAGACUGCAGUUUACUCAAACAAAUGGUCAAUUUACAAGUUCAAGCUGUUUGA